Messenger RNA from Biomphalaria glabrata, 2371 nucleotides. RefSeq lists its product as uncharacterized. Gene Ontology annotation, molecular function: RNA binding; transcription factor binding. The transcript is spliced from 12 exons. Gene Ontology annotation, biological process: positive regulation of transcription by RNA polymerase II. Gene Ontology annotation, cellular component: nucleus. The record is from RefSeq and is a predicted model, not a curated record. Lineage: Eukaryota; Metazoa; Mollusca; Gastropoda; Planorbidae. Bases 187 to 2148 code for a protein of 653 amino acids.
UCCCUCUUUCUACAAUUUCAGAAUUUGUGUUUUUUAAUCUAAUGGAGAUGACGAGAUCUAACCUAGUUCUAGGUCUAAACCUAGGUCUUCAUCUAGGUGUAUCUCAGGCAAGACUGCCCAAGUAGAGAUAGUCUACCUUUACCAAUACUUUCUCUUAGAGCUAUCAUAUCCACGUUGUCUCAGGUUAUGGCAGACAAUGUUGAUGAGAUGGAACAAAAUUUAUUUGGUUCUCCUGGAAUUGAAGCAAGUGAUCUUGUGAGUUUACUGUGCAGGUUUGAAGAAGCUACAAAACCUGUCCCAGAAUUAAUCACACCUGUGUUAACUAUUGGUAGGUCAGAGACUAAUACAAGGAAAAAUGACCUUAACUCUACUUUGAAUUCAACAUUGUGUGUAAACCAGAAAGAAAACUCUAAUACAUUGCAAACAUCUGAAUGUGAAACAACCUAUCUCAUAAAUUCUAAUACAAAUAAAUCAUCAACAAUUGUCAACAAUAAAAGUAUUUCCAAGUUUCCCAUGUUGUGUGUGCAGAAGGAUUUGCUGUUAGGUAAUCAGCCUUCUGAAGGUCCACAAUAUUUGUUGGCCUAUAAUAGUAAUCGGCUUGUUGCUCAAUCUGUUCAUCAAACACACAUUGGAAUGAAAAGUAAAAUUGAUUCUAGGAUAAAUAGUGGCUUAGAGGAGAAAACAUUUGCAAAUAGUAAUUGUUUUCCUUCAGAGAAAUGUCACCAGUUCCUUGACAAAGGUUCUGUAGAUCAUAAUUACUGUUUUGCAGAACUUCUUAGUCGAGAAAAUAAAGCUGUGGUGCCAAAGCCUGUCAGCCUACAAAGUCCAACAGAGUCUUUUUCUCUUGUAUCCAACACAUCUAUUGAAAACACUGAAACAACUGUUGAAGAGGGUCAAGUAUUCAUAGAUAACAAUGGUAAUGAUCUUCAAUUGGAAUCAACUCAACCUUCAGGUCAUUUAGAAACUGCAGAUGUUUAUAAACAAAAGCAGCAUGUAAAGAGGAAAAGAAUUAAUGGAAACAGCAAAAGACUGAAACUUGAUCCUAGCCAUAGUUGUGAUCAGGAAGAUGAUAGUAUGUAUUUUGACAAAAUUCCUUCCUUCUUGACUGCUUUGUCAAUACCAACCAAGUCAAUAAAAACAAGUGUAUUUGAAAGUGCUUCUACUUCCAUUGGACUAGCUGAUCAUAUUGAUUUUGUUGAAAAAGAGGAGCCUCUUGAUGAGCAUCAUUUCACUAAGGUGCCUGCUCAUCGAACUUGUUUUACAAACACAGUCAAGGAAGUAAAUAUACAGGAGAGUGGGAAUUGUUCUAAUGAAAAUAAUUCUUGUCCAAAUGAAGAGAAUAUCUUAAGAUAUUUAAAUCACUCUCCUUCACCAUUAGAGUCAGUUGAGAGGUGUUUGCUGUCACCAGCUAGAUUAUCUAGGUCACAUACAAGAGGUUCUUUCCGUUCAAACUCCUUAUCUUCUGAUUGUUCUUCCUGUUCAACCUGCAGCAGCAGGUCUUAUUGCUCAACUUGCGACAACUCAAGGUCAAGAUCCAGAUCAUUUAGCUCUUGCAGCAGUGACAGUAGAUCAAGGUCUAGAUCUCCAUCAUCAAGGAACUCUAGAAAGCGUCAACUAUCAAGAUGUAGAUACUCUCCCUUCCAUGACAAACAUGGCAGAAGUAGAAGCUCUGUUAGAAAAGAAAGGUUAAGGUCCCAUUCACCCAAUCAAGCUACAAUAGAGAGGAGAAAAGAAAAAGAAAGGGAAAGAGAGAAAGCCAUGGAGGAACGCCGUGUUGUGUAUGUUGGCAAAAUACCCAAUGAUUAUACUAAACGGCAGUUGCAUCAGAGAUUUCAGUGUUUUGGUGAAAUAAAAGAAGUCAAGUUAAAUUUUCGGGAGCAUGGAGAUAACUAUGGCUUUGUGACAUUUGCAUAUGCAUGUGAUGCUAUAGCUGCAAAAGAAAGAGGCAAUAGCACUGCAGAUCCUCUUAAGUUUGACUUAUGUUUUGGAGGCAGGAGACGUUUCUGUGCUGAUCAGUAUGCUGAUUUAGAUGGCAACCAAGAAAUAGAAGAAGAGUAUGCUCCAAUGCCCAAGAAAAAAAAUGGUGAGCUUGAUUAUGGUGACUUACUUCGUCUGCAUUCUAGCAGACAACUAAAGAAAUAUUCUUAAUGCAAGCCUUGGUAUUAGAGUUCAUGUUUGAUCAAUUCUUGUUUCUUCUAAGAAGUGUUUCUGUUAAUGUCAAAUUGCUCAGCUUACUAAGAGUUUUUUUUUUCUUUUCUAAGACCAGUAUUUUUUAUACAUUGUAGAAUUUCAAUUAAUUUAUGUAUCAUACUUUUGUAUUAGUUUUUUUAAUUGUUUUUAAAUUGCUUAAUAAAGAAUUCAAUUGACAAAA